Molecule: messenger RNA, 982 nt
Organism: Rhizophagus irregularis DAOM 181602=DAOM 197198
Lineage: Eukaryota; Fungi; Glomeromycota; Glomeromycetes; Glomerales; Glomeraceae
Source: RefSeq, a predicted model, not a curated record
UCACAUCCAUUUUUCAAACUAUUAAUUUGAGUCAUGCAUCUGUAGGUGAUGCUCCAUUGUGCAAUCCGAUUGGUUUUAUCUCAAUAUUCUUAUUAUCUUUUUUGAUGAGUUUUGUAACUUUCAUAUCAUUUAUAAAUUGGUAUAAAGUUAAGAGAGAUAUCGAAUUUAAUUCCGGUCGAUACGAUUAUAUAAUAUUCUUAAUUUCAACUGGAUUUUCUAUAUUUUAUACUUCACUAGGAGUGAAUAAAUAUGGCAAAUUACAAUAUUGGUGCGGGGCUCAAUCAGACCAAAACCAAAAAAAAAAUAAGUCAGUUCUUUACAUCAUUUUAGUCAUUAUAAUAAUUCAUGCGUUAUCAUUAUUGACCUUUUACGUAGACACUCGUAUGCAUUUAAGAAAAUUUAAAAUCAAUCAAUUAUCUUUCAAUGGACAAAAUUUACCAACUGGGGAUAAUAAAUCGUAUGAAAGAAUGAUUGCAAAGAAAGUAAAUUCAUAUACAUUGGUCUAUAUUUUUCAGUUGACCCUUUUAAUGCUUUAUAUCAUUAUUUCAAUUGGUACAUCUGAAAAUACGGCAGUCAGUUUAAUUCGUAUUCUUGGAAUUACUAUCGGUGGUUUAUUAUUAACAGUUCAAUAUAUUACAAAUGAAGGCUGGAAAGAUAAUCCAAUUCCAACUCAUCCUUCAGAAAAAGAUCUAUCACAACGUAGUCAACGUAGUUCACAAAUAACUGCGUCGUCAAUACGAGAUUCAGACAGUCAAGUUCGAUUGCCUUUCACUAGAAUUCAAGUUGAAAUUGUUCAACAAACAACGACACAACAAGAUGAUGAUUGGGCCAUUUAAUAUACGUAUAUUGUAUACGUGAUAUUUUUUUUUAUACGGGGGAAACAGUGAACAUUUAAUAAUCUUUUAAUAAUUGAAAAAUAAACAUUGUUCAAAGUUAAAAGGUUUUUUUUAAAAAAAAAAUUAUUCCUACUAUGCUCAAAAAU